UCACGCCGGCCAAGGUCACCUUGCAGGGAGAUAUCACUACAACAUUCAUGCAGCGGACUUUAAUCUUUAACAGUAAGUGACCUCCUUCCGUAUUACUAACGGAACGCUGUGAUUACACCUCCAUACAACAGAAGAUUUGACGCCUACCCUAGAAGAUGGCGCCCCCGGCAAAAGUAUAUCUGCAAUAUAUCCCUGUGGCGGCCACAGCGGUGUUUACGGCGCUGGUAUACUACUUCAUCGACUACAUUCUCUGGUGCAUAGUGACAGGCUGCGUUCUCUACGCUGCGGGGGUGUAUUUCCUCAAAUCCGAGGCUCCAAGUCAAAUCGAUCCCACAGGAAAGGCCAUUCUCAUCACAGGCUGUGAUGCAGGGCUGGGAAAUGAGCUGGCGACCCGAGCACACAAACUCGGCUUCACGGUGUUUGCCGGCUGCCUGAACGACAACACAGAGGGGUCCCGGGCCCUACAGGCCACCUUUGAGGAGAGGAUGCACGUCCUGAAGAUGGACGUCACAAAGGAUGGUGAGGUGACGGAGGCACUCAAGUAUGUCCAGGAGCGAUGCAGAAGCACAGGUUUGUGGGCUGUUGUGAACAAUGCCGGCAUUGACGGCGGGGGUCCGGUCGAGCUGUGCAGCAUGAAGUUCUACAAGGAUGUGUGCGAGGUCAACCUGUUCGGGGCUAUCAGAGUGUCUAAAGCGUUCCUGCCGCUAGUGAGGCAGGCUAAAGGCCGGGUAAUUAACGUGUCCAGUGAAAGAGGCCGUCUGGCAAGGGGAGGUAACUCGACGUACUGCAUUUCCAAGUACGGUUUAGAAGCCUUCUCCGAUGCUUUACGACACGAGAUGAGGAGGUUUGGGGUCCAGGUCAGUCUGACUGAACCGGGUCAUUUCGGAGGAGCAACAGCCAUUCUUCUGGAACACAACGUUGAAAUGUUUAGAAAGAGACUAUUUGAUGGAUUCAACUCAGCCAGUGAUGACGUCAGGAAGGUUUACCCACAGGAAGUGGCAGAACAGGCUGUCAAGGACAAAUACAUCUCUUCGAAGCACUCACCUAAGUCAUGUGACAUCGUCCUUGACGUCAUGGAACGUCAGCUGAUAGAAGUCAAGGUCAGCCCGAGAUAUCUAAUCGGGGGAACGAAUUCAGUGGUUGACCUCCGUGUGGUUUACAUAUUUCUGAAAUCGUUUCUGCCGGACCAGGUGAUGGAUUACCUGCUGGAGAAAAUACCAGUUUGAGAUUUGGAAAAGCGUCGUUUAUUCGUUCUAUUUAGCACUGAAUGCAUGUGUUGUUUUGUUUGUUUAUUUGUUGUUUAACGCCGCACUCAGCAAUAUUCCAGCUAUAUGACCGUUGUAUGUAAAUAAGCGAGUCUGGACCAGACAAUCCAGUGAUUGACAUCAUAAGCAUCG
Messenger RNA from Haliotis rufescens (red abalone), 1397 nucleotides. Its product is annotated as D-beta-hydroxybutyrate dehydrogenase, mitochondrial-like. Lineage: Eukaryota; Metazoa; Mollusca; Gastropoda; Lepetellida; Haliotidae. The record is from RefSeq and is a predicted model, not a curated record. The transcript has 7 exons. Gene Ontology annotation, molecular function: oxidoreductase activity. Bases 156 to 1226 code for a protein of 356 amino acids.